AUGGGCGAUCCCACUGAGAAUCCCGACGACCCUGAUCAGAAGAAUGAAAAUCCCACAGACUCUAGCCAACAAAAUCAGCCGACAACAAAUGUCCAUCAGGAUUUUGUUUAUUCAGUUAACCUGCAUUUGCCCCAAUUCUCAUCAGAAUCUCCGGAGUUAUGGUUCGCCAUUGCUGAGGCAGAUUUCACUGCAAAUCGUAUUACAAGCGAUGCCCAGAGGUAUAAUCAACUUUUGAAGGCACUUCCAUUGAAUUUCGCUUCCCAGUUAAUAGACAUUAUCAGCAAUGCUCCCGCCACCGACAAAUACAAAGCUUUAAAGACAACAAUUCUAGAACGUUUCUCGGAAUCACGAACUUCGCAAAUCCAAAAACUUCUUAGAGAGAUGGUUUUGUCCAAUAAGAAGCCAUCUCAGUUAUUGCGAGAAAUGCGGGAGCUUGCAAAAAAUUCGGUGACCGAUGAGGUGUUGCACCAGCUGUGGUCUGAGCGAUUGCCCGAAAAAAUUCGACCAUUAUUAGUCAUCUCUGACAACUUAAAAAAUUUAAAUGCCCUAGCAGAGACAGCCGACCGCAUAAUGGAUGCAAUCAAUAGCACCACCGUCAUGGCAGUACAAACCCGAGACUCUUCACCACACAAACAACAGAAUCUAACACAAUCAGAUUUUACCAGACUCGAAAGGCAGAUGCUUGAGAUGCGUUUGAUGUUGGAAUGUUGCCAACGCGACAUAAAAACACUACAAUCCAAUCAAAACCAACCACAACAACAGCAACAACAUCAGCAUCGCCAACUACAUCAGCAAACCCAUGUGUCUCGCACAAGAAACAGAUCUAUUACUCCAAAUCGAAACGGCAUGUGCUACUAUCACCAUCGAUGGGGCAAUGAAGCCCGUCAUUGCACAAAGCCGUGCAAAUUUCCACCCACAUCAAACCAGGAAAACUAA
Molecule: messenger RNA, 936 nt
Organism: Episyrphus balteatus (marmalade hoverfly)
Lineage: Eukaryota; Metazoa; Arthropoda; Insecta; Diptera; Syrphidae
Exons: 1
Coding region: 1-936 (311 amino acids)
Source: RefSeq, a predicted model, not a curated record